Molecule: messenger RNA, 1011 nt
Organism: Carassius gibelio (silver crucian carp)
Lineage: Eukaryota; Metazoa; Chordata; Actinopteri; Cypriniformes; Cyprinidae
Product: macrophage mannose receptor 1-like
Exons: 4
Coding region: 16-906 (296 amino acids)
Source: RefSeq, a predicted model, not a curated record
AGGCCUUCAAUACCAAUGUACCAGUUUAUGAACCAAUCUAUGACAUGGCUUGACGCUCAGAGUUACUGCAGAGCGAGAUUCACUGAUCUGGCCACUGUUAUGACCAUGAAUGAUGUGAGAAGGCUGGUGUCUACAGUGGAUCCUGGAUACAGUGGUUCAGUAUGGAUAGGUCUCCGUGCUGUGGGAGUGAAACGCUGGGUCUGGUCUAUGGGAGAUGGUGCAAUCUCCCAGUACAGUAUGUGGCAUCCAGGAGAACCGAGUGGUGAUGGGGAGUGUGUGAGGAGUUUUAAUGGAAGCUGGUAUGAUGAGAGCUGCAGCACUGUUCUCCCAUUUGUAUGUUUCAAUGAUAGCACUGGUUUUAUUAUUAAUAAGACUGCUAUGACAUGGAGAGAUGCUCAGAGUUACUGCAGACAACAACACACUGAUCUGGCGAGUAUCAGCAGCCCAGAGCAGCAGAAUCUGCUCCCUAUUGAAUCGUCACUCUGGAUCGGUCUGUUUCUGGAUUCUUGGCUGUGGUCGAAUCAGUGGGGCUACUUCUUUAGAUACUGGGCAGCAGAUCAACCAUUACUGAAUUUAGUGUCUAGUAACUGUGCUGGCAUGUCAGCAACUAUGGAAAGGAAAUGGGCUCAAUAUAGUUGUAAUCUAAAGCAGCCUUUUAUCUGCUAUGGAGAUGACAAGCUAAUUAAAAAACAGGUUGUCAGAGUGAAACUGUCCUGUAAUGGAAAAUGCACACUGGGUGAUCCUUCACUACAGUGGGCAAUUCUGAAUGAGAUAAGCAAAAAGCUGAAGAGCAUGGGGCUGGAAAGUGACAGAAAAUUAAGCUGGAGAAAGGGGGAAGAUGGAGAAGUGUUUCAUCAGGAGAGAAAACCGAGAGCAAGUUCAAAUAAUCUAUGUAAUAAGCAGUAAUAUUCUAUUUAUCUAUUUCAACUUUCAAAUAGGUUCAAAUUACAUCAAAGAUUUAUAGUAAAAGUAGAUUGUUUUAAGGAAGUAUUUGUAUUUGUAUUUGUAGUA